GAACAAUAUGGCGUAGGGUGACUCGGGUGAGGUAUCAAAGGUCGUCGGAAUGGAUUCGUCGGGAGGAUGGAUGGAUGAUUAAUCUUUAUUCUCAAUUUGCUUCAUUACCUUCGCACGUUUCGUAUGUUCUCAGUCGUGAUAUACAUUCUGCCUUUGAAUAUAUUUUUCGCCGAAGUGAGGGACAUGAAGUGCCCACUAUGGAGGUGGUAGAGUUAUUUAAUAAGUUCAAUGAGAGUCUAGGGUCAUACAUAUUUUCAAGAUGGAUUGGAAGAUUUAUAGAAGAAUAUCAAACGUCAAGAACAAUUUUUGUCAUCGCCACAACUCUGCUGCUCACUUUCUUAGUUGUAUCAAUCUUUGUGUUGCGCAAAUGGAAGAACAAGGAAUUUCUGCCGGAAGUGAAAGAGUUUGUUGGAGUGGGCUCCGGGAAGCCAAGAUUCAGGAAGAGAGACAAGGUUCUCUUUUAUGGCAGGAAAAUGUUGCGCAAAGUGAAGUCCAUCGGUGGUCAAGUACAUUCUACUGGACAGGGAAAGAAGAGGAGAGCGGUCAUGAGAUUUGCUCGUCGAUUAUUACAACUUAAGAAGGAAACCGCUCCGCAACAGCUCAAAGUAUUGGAACCACCUGCUGAAUAUUUGGAAGAAGACUUAGGACCCGGCGAGAGGGUACCGCCAGAUGCUCUAUAUAUGUUGCAAAGUAUUAGAGUGUUUGGCCAUUUUGAAAAACCAGUGUUUCUGAAGUUGUGCAAGUACACGGAAAUCAUGAAUUUACCCGCCGGCAGUACAUUGUUUAAAAUUGGAGAUCCCGAUGAGAAUUUAUUUAUAGUACAACAAGGUUUAGUCAAUGUAUAUAUUACUGGAUCCGAUGGCUCUCAAAUAUCUUUAAAGAUAGUGAAAACAGGAGAAUCUGUUACCAGUCUUCUUAGUUUCACUGAUGUACUUACCGGUCAUACAAGUACAUACAAAACUGUAUCUGCAAGAGCUGUGGAAGAUUCUAUCGUAGUAAAGUUACCAAUGUGCGCAUUCCAAGAAGUAUUUCAAGAUUAUCCUGAUGCCUUUGUUCGAGUCAUCCAAGUCAUUAUGGUACGUCUGCAGAGAGUCACCUUCACUGCGUUGCACCAAUAUCUUGGUCUUUCCGCGGAAUUAGUCAAUCAGGGAUCACACAAGAAGAAACAGAGUCCAUUCUCCGGCUCGCCAGUACGAUCAAGGACCAGAGAGAAUUUUGCUUUGCAGAACGAAGGCACUCCUGGUGCAUUUCCGAUCGGGACGUCGGAGAUGCACGAUAGCAGUGAUUUUUCUCAUCGCGACAUGCUUAAUACAAGUAGUUCUCAGCCUGUGCCGAUCCUUGGAAAUCGUCGAAGAAAAAAUAGUGCCGACUCGAAGAAUCAGAAUUUGAACAUGCAAUUGAGUCAGAAUUUGGCGGACAUGGUGCCAGAGUGCGACUCUCACUGGCCAGUUCCGUCUUCAUCAGCGUCCCAGCCGGGGUCUCAGCCUCUUCACGGAUCGCAUACGGAGGCUCUUCAUUCGGGAAGUAUUUACCACGGUAAAAAGCGAUCGUCCAACGAGGGGGCACAGCAACAGCAGCAACAAUUGGACGAAGCGCAGCUCGUGCAGAUAGCCACCGAUGCGUUUGUCCGUGAACUCGGCAUAGAGGACGAGACGGUGCUCAAAGACAAAGUGCAGAUCAGAGAAGUACCGGCUGGCUUUUAUCUAAUGAAAGAAGAAUCUCACAAGGACGUCGCACUUGUGUACGUACUUUCGGGUUCGCUGAUAGUAAGUCAACGCGUAUCGGAGGGUCGGGACGCAGGUCAAGAGGUGCACAUGUUCAGCGCUCAUCAGGGCGAAAUCGUCGGUGGUUUAGCGGUACUGACUGGCGAACCAUCCUUUUACACGAUCAGAGCGAAGCACCCCAGCCGCAUUGCGCUACUCAGCAAAUCAACGUUCUUCGCCAUCAUGCGAGAUCAACCUACGGUUGUGCUACACGUGGCGCACACCGUCGUUCGCAGAUUAAGUCCGUUUGUCAGACAAGUGGAUUUUGCUCUCGACUGGUUGUUUCUCGAAAGCGGUAGGGCCGUUUAUAGACAAGGGGAUGAAUCGGAUUCAACGUUCAUAGUGUUGAGCGGACGACUGCGAUCGGUGAUCACUUACAAAAAUGGCAAGAAGGAACCGGUAGCGGAAUAUGGAAAAGGCGACUUGGUAGGAAUCGUAGAGAUGGUCACGCAAACUCCGAGAUCAACGACAGUCAUGGCGGUGAGGGAUUCCGAAUUGGCAAAGCUGCCGGAAGGUUUAUUCAACGUGAUCAAACUAAGAUAUCCUAUCGUAGUUACGAGAUUGAUCAAUCUUCUCGGUCAUCGCAUUCUCGGCACUUGGCAGCAACCGCACAAAAAUGGCAACAAUGAUACUCAGCGAGCCGCAGCAACAGUUGAUGCCAGACCCGCUCAAGUAAAUUUCUCAACUGUUGCCAUAGUACCAGUGUCGGAUGACGUCCCGUUAACUGCUUUCACUUAUGAAUUAUAUCAUUCUUUAUGUGCCAUUGGAUCCUGUCUUCGUUUAACGUCGGAAGUCGUAAGAAAGACUUUAGGUACCACUAUUAUGGAACCUGCGAACGAAUACCGGCUCACUUCCUGGCUCGCGCAACAGGAGGAUCAGCACAGAAUCUCCUUGUAUCAGUGCGAUUCGAGUUACACUCUGUGGACCCAGCGAUGCGUGAGGCAAGCCGAUUGCAUUCUUAUCGUGGGUCUGGGCGAUCGACCGCCCUCGAUUGGCCGGACGGAACGUGAAGUGGAACGACUAGUCAUGCGAACACAGAAGGAGCUGGUGCUGCUGCACAAGGAGCAGAAUGGCCAGCGACCCACCAACACCGUCCAAUGGUUGAACAUGAGGUCUUGGGUGUCCAGUCACCAUCACAUCCAGUGCCCCAAACGCAUGUUCACCAGAAGAUCGCAGUACAGAAUUAACGAAUUGUAUUCGAAGGUCCUCAUGUCCGAGCCGAACGUGCACAGCGAUUUCAGCAGAUUGGCGCGAUGGCUAACAGGUACCUCGGUAGGUCUCGUACUAGGUGGAGGCGGCGCGAGGGGCGCCGCCCACGUGGGGAUGCUCAAGGCCAUCAUCGAAGCUGGUAUACCCAUAGACAUGGUCGGCGGCGUUAGUAUCGGCGCUUUCAUGGGCGCCCUCUGGUGCAUGGAAAAGAAUAUCACCACUACCACGCAAAAGGCCAGGGAAUGGUCCAAGAAAAUGACACAAUGGUGGCGGCAAAUUAUGGAUUUGACUUAUCCGAUGACUUCGAUGUUCUCCGGUAAAGAUUUUAAUAAGACUAUACAACAGACCUUCGGUGACACAUACGUAGAGGACUUGUGGCUUCCGUAUUUCACUAUAACCACUGACAUCACGGACUCCUGUAUGCGCACGCAUAGACACGGAUCGCUGUGGCGGUACAUUCGGGCCUCGAUGUCAUUGUCUGGUUAUAUGCCACCCAUGUGUGAUCCUGUUGACGGCCAUCUCCUGCUCGACGGCGGGUACGUCAAUAACCUUCCAGGUUUACUAUGGAGAUAUAUUCGCGGCAGUAUGACUAUCGCGGGGGUCUUUCCUCCGAUUUGCGAUCCCCUUGACGGGCACCUUUUGGUCGACGGGUGCUAUGUUAAUAACGUACCAGCUGACGAAAUGCUGCGACAAGGAGCACAUCACAUUCUGGCCAUCGACGUAGGUUCGCAGGAUGACACCGAUCUGACGAAUUACGGAGACUCGUUGUCCGGUUGGUGGUUACUGUGGAAGCGAUGGAAUCCGUUCGCCACACCCGUAAAGGUGCCAAAUCUACCGGAUAUCCAAUCCAGACUGGCGUACGUGAGUUGUGUACGCCAGUUAGAGGAGGUGAAGACCUCGGAUUAUUGCGAGUACAUCAGGCCGCCGAUCGACAAGUACAAGACCCUCCAGUUCGCCAAUUUCGACGAGAUCAAGGACGUGGGAUACCAGCAUGGAAAAACAUAUUUCGAGGGUCAAUCGAAAGCCGGAGUUCUGCCUCGAUUCAAUGCGGAUCGAGAGAAUGCGAGAGCCAUGAGAGCAAAAAGCCAAGCAGCUAAUCAACAAUCACCCUCUUCGUAUACUUUCACCGAUCUCGCGCAGAUGGUAUGCAAAGUUUCACGCGGUAGCCGAUACGUCGAUCUCGACAUAGAUUCGGAUUCGGACGAACUGGAGGAGUACGAGGCAGACUUAGAAGAGGAUGCGCAAGAAGUAGGAUACGCGUCCGAGCCCACUGCCGGAAUUUUAGACCAAAGCCCUGAGGAUAAUCGCCUAAGGCGAAGAACUGGCGUUUCACUUAGCUUGUCCGAUACCGAAGCGGAGUCAGAACUAGAGUAUCAUCCGACGAUCUUUUGAACACUUGUUUAUACAAUUAUUCGCGGAUACCAUAUCUCACACUCUACGUAACUCGCUCAAUGAGAUAAAUUUAGCACAAAUCUUUUAAGAACGCGCAAAAAUAUAAAAAAUCAAAUUUUCACUGAGCGAACGAUUAAUCUACAUCCAAGUACAAAAAUAGUUGCAAAAGAUAUCAUUAUCGGGACAUCAUUCUUGAAAGCUACGUUACAGUACAAUAUGUGUAUAUCGAAAUGCGUAUCCUAAUAAGAGAUUGAUAUGAUUAUUGUUAUUAUUAUCGCUAUUAAAUAUAUAUUAAAUAUA
Messenger RNA from Nylanderia fulva, 4664 nucleotides. RefSeq names its product patatin like phospholipase domain containing sws (gene sws). The record is from RefSeq and is a predicted model, not a curated record. Gene Ontology annotation, cellular component: endoplasmic reticulum. Gene Ontology annotation, molecular function: phosphatidylcholine lysophospholipase A1 activity. Gene Ontology annotation, biological process: phosphatidylcholine metabolic process. NCBI's taxonomy places the organism in Eukaryota, Metazoa, Arthropoda, Insecta, Hymenoptera, Formicidae.